CACAAACUCAACUUUUGUUACAAUUUAUACAACAUUUUUGUAAAAUGGCAGCAGCAAUGAAGCAAUACUGCGCAAAACCACCCAGCGUUGCUAUUUAUGACCUAGAGGCAACUGGACUUGAAGACGAUUCUCAGAUAACACAGAUAUCUGUAAAGCUAGCGAAUGGUGUGGUUUUCAACAGAUAUGUGAGGCCUACCAUUGAUAUACCAGACAGAGUGGUGAGAUUGACUGGUAUUCAAAUAAGAGGUGACAAAAUGUAUGCUGAUGGUAAACCUGUACCCAGUGUGCCUAUAGCCGAGGCUUUGAAAGACAUGGCAGAAUUCCUAUCUGAGACCAAAGUGACCUUAACAGCUCAUUAUGGAGAUAGGUUUGAUCAUCCAAAAUUGAUGAGAAAUAUUAAAGCAUGUGGCCUCAUAGAUGACUUCCGUGCAAAAGUCGAUGGGUUUGCAGAUACAUGGAUUUUCUUCAAGAAAGUAUGGCAAUGCAGGAG
Molecule: messenger RNA, 490 nt
Organism: Owenia fusiformis
Lineage: Eukaryota; Metazoa; Annelida; Polychaeta; Sabellida; Oweniidae
Source: the annotation of a GenBank genome assembly